Cimex lectularius (bed bug) is the source of this 1068-nucleotide messenger RNA. RefSeq names its product netrin-1. Bases 38 to 796 code for a protein of 252 amino acids. Gene Ontology annotation, molecular function: protein binding. The transcript has 6 exons. Lineage: Eukaryota; Metazoa; Arthropoda; Insecta; Hemiptera; Cimicidae. The record is from RefSeq and is a predicted model, not a curated record.
CAACUGCAACGGCCACGCCAGAAGAUGCAGGUUCAACAUGGACCUUUACAAACUAUCGGGACGAGUUUCCGGCGGCGUUUGUCUCAAGUGCAGGCAUUUCACAGCGGGCAGGCACUGCCACUACUGCAAAGAGGGCUACUACAGGGAUAUAACCAAGCCCAUAACUCACAGGAAAGUCUGUACAGCCUGCAACUGCCACCCGAUCGGUGCUUCGGGGAAGACCUGCAACCAGACGAGCGGACAGUGUCCAUGCAAAGACGGAGUAACCGGCAUCACCUGCAACAGGUGUGACAAAGGAUAUCAGCAAAGCCGGUCUCACAUAGCUCCAUGCAUAAAAAUUCCGAAGAUGUCUGUUAACUUGAUGUCGGCGGACGCCGGAGACGACAACGGCCAGGACGAAGGAACACCGAGCCAGUGCGGCAAGUGCAGGGCUGGGACGAGACGGCUCAACAUGAACAAAUACUGCAAAAGGGAUUACGCGAUUUUGGCAAUGGUUUUGGAAAGGGAGACGAUCGACGACUGGGCAAGAUUCAACACUGCGGUGCAGUCUGUGUACAAACGAGGAAGGGAUUCGGGGCUUAGAAGAGGAGGGCUCAACAUUUGGGUCCACUCGAACGAUUUGGCUUGCAAAUGUCCUAAAAUCAAGAGCAACAAGAAGUACCUCAUCCUAGGAAAAGAGAGGGACGGUGACAAACCAGGUCUGACUAUAACUCAACGAUCCAUUGUCAUCGAAUGGAAAGACGAAUGGCUCAACAGGAUGCGAAGAUUCCAGAGGAGGUCGAAGCAAUGCAAGUAGGCCAUCAUCGUCGACAAAACGAGCAGGAAAACACUAAACAAAAUUUCAUAAUUUAAAAAUAAAUAAAAAUGAAGCAUCACCCGAAUGUGAUUUUCCAAUUUGAUUUUCUUCUUUGGUGUUGAUUCUAAUUUUUUUUCCAGAAAUAAUAUGAAUUUCCAAACUCCAAUUUUAACCAUAUGCGCAUAUAGCAGAGAAUAAUCGAAAAUAAAAAAUAAAAUACUCAAAAUCAUUGUAUUAUAAUUUUGUAAAUAGGUGUUAAAUAUUUUGUUUAU